This is a messenger RNA of Helianthus annuus (common sunflower), 672 nucleotides long. RefSeq lists its product as uncharacterized. The record is from RefSeq and is a predicted model, not a curated record. Bases 1 to 672 code for a protein of 223 amino acids. The transcript is spliced from 2 exons. Lineage: Eukaryota; Viridiplantae; Streptophyta; Magnoliopsida; Asterales; Asteraceae.
AUGGGCGACAAGACUGAAUCCUCCACCAAGCAGCCACAAUCUGCUCCUCUUCACCCGGUCUACACGGUUACCGACAUUCAAAAGAAGGUCUGUGUUCUUGAUGGAUCUAAGGUCACGUAUUCUGCGUGGGUAAAGCUCUUCCAACUUCAUGCACGUGGAUACGAGGUUUUGGAUCACAUCACGAAAGAACCGCCUCCUAAGGAAGACCCCACGUAUGAACAGUGGGCGAAGAUUGAUGCUAUUGUGCUCCAGUGGAUCUACGGUACCUUAUCCGAAGACUAUCUCCUUCGAGUUCUUGAAGCCGAGUCAACUGCUCUGGAAGCCUGGAAUCGUGUCAAGGCUAUUUUUCUCAACAACAAAGGACCACGGUGCGCUGCCCUUCAACAGAAAUUCAUCAAUCUCAAGCUUAGUGCCAUGCCCUCUUUGGAAAUGUAUUACCAGACACUCCGGGAUCUUGCGGCUCAGUUGAACGAUGUGGGAUGUCCCAUUAAUGAACAAGGUUUGGUGUUGCAACUUGUUCGUGGGUUGCUGAUGGAAUACGAUACUAUCGGUUCCAUUAUCAACCAAUCAUUACCUUCGUGGGAAGAAGCAUGCAAUAUGCUCGACUCUGAACUCGAACGACAUGCUGCAUGGUUCAUAAGGAUUAGCGUUGAUUUUCCCUGUUUGAUCUAA